This is a messenger RNA of Stomoxys calcitrans (stable fly), 2090 nucleotides long. It is a transcript of the gene ktub, whose product is annotated as protein king tubby. The coding region runs from base 146 to 1591 and encodes 481 amino acids. Gene Ontology annotation, biological process: protein localization to cilium. Lineage: Eukaryota; Metazoa; Arthropoda; Insecta; Diptera; Muscidae. The transcript has 5 exons. The record is from RefSeq and is a predicted model, not a curated record. Gene Ontology annotation, cellular component: cilium.
AAAACAAAUACUGAGAUUUUCCCAUUUUUUGCCAAAAACAAAACCAAAAAUUUAACAACCUCAAAAAGUAUUUAGUUUAUAACGUUUUAAAGUUGCUGUUUCCAUCUUUAUUGUCUUCGUCUUCGUCUUAGUCAUCAUCCUCAUCAUGUCGGCAAUUAGCAAUCGCAGUCAAAAAAUGGAACAACAGCGCCAACUAAUGGAAGCCUACAUAAGACAAAAACGAGCUUCACCUGGCAUGGUACAAGCCAGUGAUUUACAAAUAAACCGUCCCAUGUCUGGUUUGCGUAGCAACACCAAUAAUGCACGCGAAUUACAUGCCUAUGAUGGACCAAUGCAGUUCAUAAGUUCUACGCAAAAUCCAGACCAGAUACUCAGCAAUACCACAGCUGAUGUCAAUUCUCCCACCAGCAUGGCCUCCACAGUGGUCAGUAAUAGCACAAAAUAUGCUACGAAUUCAAAUCAUUUGAGAACGCCAAAAAGGACCAAUGUCAAAGUAGAUGAAGAUCUUAUAGAGGAAAUUUCCACACAUGACCUGGAAGAUGAGGAAAGUAGUCCGGUGGUGUUAAGCGCCGAAACUCCUCAUCGCAAUAUACACAGUAGUUCAACGAAUUCGGCCUCUUCCCAGCCCAGACAAAGAUCAAGGCAGCAAUCCUUUGAUGAUACACUGGAUGAAGAAGAUUAUGCCAAUCGCAAUAGCAUAGCAUUGGCAGCUCCAGUUAUGCCUGCCAAGCAAACUAACAACUCGUCCAACAAUUCACCCCAUGCCGCUGGUAAUGCGGCCAAUGGUCAAGCAGGUGAAAGCAAUGAGCCCACAGAACCAGAAGGUGAUGUUAUAGGCAAUAUUGAGCAUUUUGUCAUGCAACCCGCUCCCCAGGGUGUGCUGUAUAAAUGUCGCAUAACCCGUGAUCGCAAAGGCAUGGAUCGUGGCCUAUUUCCCAUAUACUAUUUGCAUUUGGAGAGGGACUAUGGCAAGAAAAUAUUUCUAUUGGGAGGACGCAAACGCAAGAAGAGCAAAACCUCAAAUUACAUUAUAAGUUGUGAUCCAACCGAUUUGUCACGCAAUGCCGAAGGUUAUUGCGGCAAAUUGCGCUCGAAUGUGUUUGGGACCUCAUUUACAGUAUACGAUAGUGGCAGCAAAGAGAAUACGGAAAAUCCGCGACAGGACUUGGCUGUGGUAAUAUAUGACACCAAUAUAUUGGGCUUCAAAGGACCACGCAAUAUGACUGUAAUACUGCCUGGCAUGACUGAAGAUGAUCAAAGAGUGAAAAUAAGCUCUGCAGAUCCCAAGCAACAGGGCAUUAUGGAUCUCUGGAAAAGUAAACAUUUGGAUAAUAUUGUUGAACUACACAAUAAAACCCCCGUUUGGAAUGAUGAAACACAAUCGUAUGUCUUAAAUUUUCAUGGACGUGUCACCCAAGCAUCCGUAAAGAAUUUCCAAUUGGUUCAUGAUUCAGACCCAGAAUAUAUUGUCAUGCAAUUUGGACGCACCUCUGAGGAUGUCUUUACCAUGGACUAUCGUUAUCCAUUGUGUGCAUUACAGGCCUUUGCCAUUGCUCUGAGCAGUUUUGAUGGUAAAAUAGCAUGUGAGUGAAUGGGGGAGGAAAAUCGUAUACACGAAAGACAGAGCUUAUUUUUUAUGAAACGUCAAGGGUCACAACACAGUACAUAACUCGAAUUCUGCUGACAAGUUAGUUAUCUAAAAAGAAAAACAUUAUAGCUUUAGUGUUAAACAUAGUCUCGAAGAUCCAUAAACUGAUAACGAAUGUUUAUGUUAGAAGUCUGAUCGUUGGCAUAGAUGAUUUUUAAUUUUUUUUUAUUAUUUGUUAUAAAACUUUAGAAGUAACGCUGCAAACAUUUUCGUCACUAGGCCAUUCAAAAUAAUCUAUGUACGUAUAGGUCAUUACAUCAAGAAAUGUAAAUAAUUAGAAAAUAGGUUGGAGCAUAUUUUUAAAAUCUAUUCCUCUAAUGAAAUCAUUAAGUAAGGAUAAAAAAUAUAUUAAAAAUUUCCAUAUGGCUACCUACUGGCGCACAACAUUAUCAUAAUAGCCAAAAAUUUCUCUCACCGGAAGGGUGAGUCUUAUGACUUAUUG